GGCGCGUCGCCGCCGACCGGGGCACAAGAGGGAGGCGGCAGCGUGAGAGGCAGAGAGUGUAACCCCACGGUCGCACCGCCCGUGCGUCGUCGUACUUAAAAUAUGACUUGGGUUAGAGCGCACACGGGAUAGUCGUGCGAGUGUAGAGAUAUUAGCCGUGUGCACCGGGAGUAUUAUUGUCCGUAUUUAGUUUUAGUUUCAAGCAAAAAUAAUAGUGAAUAAGAGGGUUGUCGUCCGAGGUGGAGUGCAACGGGGUCUCCGUCGAGAGAAAGACAGAGAGAUUGAGAGAGAUAGAAAGAGCGAGGAACGGAGCGGAGCCAGCACAAGGGAGGAAAGUCAACCAACGAGCGGACGGAUGAUACGGGGGUGGCUGGGUAAAAUCAGACGCUCUCGAUCGCCGGCCGAAGUGAACGUGUGAAACGCGAGGAACAGCCGUGCAGUUUCGGGGACCGCCGUCGCGAACGAAUACAUAUCAUUUUAUCCUAGUUGCAGAGAGAGAGAGAGAGAUAUAGAGAGAGAGAGAGAGAGGGAGGGAGGAAGAGAGAAAGAGAGUGUCUGUGAGUGUGAGAGGGAGAGAUAGAGUCGGUAGCGAGAGGGCGGAAGGGUGGCUCGCGAGUGAGAAGAAGCGAGCGGAGAUUGUCGCGAGACUCAGUGAGCUUAACGAGGGUAGAUGGAGAAAGAGAGGGAGAAAGGGAGAAGAGGAAACGUCGCGAGUUCCAUUGAGAUGCGUAUACAGAGAUAUAUAUAAAUAUAGACAGAUGGAUAGAUAGAUAGAUAUAUGUAUACACAUGCGCAACGCGAAACGUGUGAGUGCACUUGGCUCGAUCGUCAUCGUCGUCAUCGUUAUUGUCGUCGUCGUCGUCGUCGUGAGCGCGUCCUCUUCCGGCCCGAGGCUCUCGGGACAGUGAGAUUUCCUUAGGGAAGCUCCGGAGGUGGCUCGACAGAGUCCGAAAGAAAGAGAGAGAGAGAGAGAGAGGAGUGAGAGAAAGGGAGAUACAAAGAGAAAUUCCCUCCCGCGGAUGAUCGCUCGCGAGCUACGUGUCGUCGCCGUCGCCGUCGUCAUCCGUCGUGCAUAUCUUUUCUCGUGAACUGUGAUUCUUUGUGCCGCUCGUCGAGGGAAGUGGGACAGUGAUCUCUGCGACGGGACGGGAUAAGACAGAUAGGCAGGAAAAAUGAAGCUCGAUCUGGACCGGGAGAAGGGCCUCGAGCUCUUCGGCAAGCUGAUACGUACAAAGAACAUCGAAAGUCUGCAGGGUGACCAGCCCAAAACCGGUCCCGAGCCACUUCAUCCAGCCGACUCCAAGCAGAAAUUACAGAAGUGCCUGACGACUCUGGACCUGACGUCUUUAGGAGUUGGCUCCUGCGUCGGGACAGGGAUGUACCUUGUCGCAGGAAUGGUGGCGCGCAGCGUUGCCGGACCUGGUGUCGUCUUCUCAUUCAUUAUCGCAGCCAUUGCUUCCAUUUUUUCCGGGGCGUGUUACGCCGAGUUUGGAGUACGAGUGCCUCAUACGACCGGCAGCGCUUAUAUGUACAGUUACGUGACAGUAGGCGAAUUAAUAGCAUUCAUUAUUGGAUGGAACAUGGUGCUGGAGUACCUUAUAGGUACGAGUGCGUGUGCGUGCGCCCUUAGCGCCUGCCUGGACGCGUUGGCGAACGGUGCUAUUUCCGGGGCGGUAGCCAACAGCGUUGGCACCAUACUCGGACGGCCGCCAGAUUUUAUCGCGUUCGUCAUCACGAUACUCAUGAUGCUGCUAAUGGCGGCGGGGGUGAAGAAAUCGCUGGUGUUCAACAAUGUGCUGAACGCCAUCAAUCUCGCCGUCUGGGUCUUCGUCAUGGCGGCGGGCAUGUUUUACGUGGAUUCCAACAAUUGGUCCGAGCACGGCGGUUUCCUCCCCUACGGCUGGAGCGGGGUUUUCACCGGCGCGGCGACGUGUUUCUACGCCUUCAUUGGCUUCGACAUAAUAGCCACCACCGGCGAGGAGGCGACGAAUCCGAAGAGGAGUAUCCCCCUCGCCAUUGUCACGUCGUUGAUCAUAAUUCUCGUCGCUUACGUCACCAGCAGCAUGGUCUUGACACUGAUCGUUCCGUACGAUCAGGUCGAUCAGGACUCGGCGCUGGUGGAGAUGUUCGGCCAAGUCGGGGCCUACAAGUGCAAGUACAUCGUCGCGGUCGGUGCGCUGGCGGGCCUGACGGUCUCCAUGUUCGGCAGCAUGUUUCCGAUGCCUAGAAUAGUCUACGCGAUGGCACAGGAUGGCCUUAUAUUUCGGAGCCUCAGCCAAGUUUGGCCGGCGACUGGCACUCCCGCGAUUGCGACUCUAACUUCCGGCAUAUGUGCCGCUUUCGCCGCGCUGCUGAUCCAGCUGGAGGUGUUGGUGGAAAUGAUGUCGAUCGGUACCCUGUUGGCGUACACCCUGGUGUCCACGUGCGUGCUGAUAUUGCGGUACCAGCCGCACUCGACGAAUCUGGUCGAAUUGCUGCCGCAGAGCUUGCGGACGCCGUGUCGAUCGCCCACGAAGGAGACGCAGGGGAACGGCCAAGUGACUUACGGCAAGGAGCUUAGGCCCGAUCAGCUUGCGACCGCGUUGAACUCGGUACAGACGUCCCAGUCGGAGCUUACGACCACCAACAACGGGCAGCGUAUCACGGUGCGGCGGGUGAGGAGGUGCAACAGCUCGUCGCCGGACUCGGACGACACGUACGGCGGCGAGGAGGACGAGGUGGGAUUGGGUAAGGACGAUCAGUAUCUCGUCAGCGACAGAACGGAGAACAAAUUCUACGGCAGCGUGCACGCGGCCGCGGCCGCCUCGAGUUGCGGUAGCGCUCAUCAGUAUCCCGGAAACACGCCGAUCAUAGGGCCACCUUUGAAUUAUCUACAGCGUCGGCUGCAGGCGGCGCAAUACCUUUGUCCCGCUAUAUUCCCGUGGGUGGACAGAGGUCCUGCGACAGAGGCGUCAGGACGCUACGUCAUGAAGCUCGUUGGGAUCUUAUAUUUAUUGAUCCUUAUUUUUGACUUGAUUAUCGUCUGUGGGAUGGGUAACAUGGGAACAUUUACAACGAUACUACUAUUCUUAUUUCUCUUUGCCAUAAUCGGUAUACUUCUCGUCAUCAGUAGAAAGCCGCAAAAUAGGAGCAGCGUGAUGUUCAUGACUCCAGGCUUACCUUUCGUCCCCGCGAUCGCCGUUACCGUCAACAUUUAUCUCAUCUUCAAGCUCAGCAUUCUCACCCUGGUCAGGUUCACGGUCUGGAUGAUUCUCGGUUUCAUCAUGUACUUCCAGUACGGUAUCAAGAACAGUAGCCUGGAGGAGGCGAACGCGUCGGAGAACGUCGACGACAUCGUCGUCGGUGGCGGCACGGCCGGCAACAUCGAGCUGACCGUGACCGAUCACCACCAGCGGCAGCAGCAGAAGCCGUACACGCCGGACCGCAGCAUCUACGAGGGCCAGCAGCUGGACGCGUUCGGCCAGCCGGUGUUCGGCAGCACGAACUUCGGCGGCACGCCGAACCAGCAGCAGCACAUCAGCAUCGGCGGUCAUCAGCAGCAGAGACAAGCGGGGACGGCGGGGAGCGGCCGCCGCAUCGACCAAACCGCGUCAACGGGCAAGAACCUGUUCAUCGAUCAGGAUAGCUUCCCCUCCUGGGACGAUUGAGGAGCACCGCGCGCGGUACCGAGAACGGAUAUUAAUGUAUACUUAACACACGAAUAGAGAGGGGAAGAGAGAUAUUAUUACUACUACAAACACCUGGCAACACGUUUGCGCGCGCGCGUGCCACUGGUAUCGGAUCAGUACCGGUGAAAUCAGACUCCUCGGAGAUCGCGGCGGUUUUGAGUUCGAACCUGGAGGAGAGGGUCCUAUCGAACGCGCGCGACGAGCUGGCGAACCGUUAUCGAGAGUUCAACGCGCUCGAAAGGAUUAUUUUGAGAAACGUUCGGCAGACAUUAAAUUCGUGUGAAAGGAAUAAGUUGAACUGCGGUUGAGAUUUAUCGCUGAUCCUUUAGACUUCUAUCAGGCUCCCUUUGUAAUUUUUCUUGACAUGGGAACUCGCUUCAGAAUCAGCGUUAAUGUUUUUUGUAACUGCACUCCUUCCUUUGGGGGCAAGUUUAUUGUUCUUUUACAUUUCUCACCUCCGAGUUUUAAUUUUACGAGAGUUUGUGCUCGUCGAUACGGUUAUAAGCCGACUAUAAGGAAUAAGUCGGUCGCUUUGAAGAUGCCGUUGACGCUCGAUCGUCCGCUCGAAAGUUUCAUCUCUCCUUACGAAGUAUGCGCGAUGGAGAUCGUCGGGGAGAGAUUUUGGUUGGUAAACGCGUGAACGGGAAGACCAAGAACCGCGGUACUCCGAGGGUCGGACUUGUUGACUAUUUGGGACGAAUGUAGCAAAUAAUUUUGCGGCAAUAUUUAUUAUCCUAAUUGUAUAGUACCGUCGUUGACGAGGUCGCAGGCGAAAAAAGGGUUAAGGGGUGGAAACGGGACAACGGGUCGAGAUAGCAAGGGUUGCCGGGAGGACGAAAGGAAAGGGGGGGGGGGGAGCGCAGGGAGAAAGAUGAAGAGACCAUUAUCAUUAUUAGUAUAAGGCGAAACUUGUGUUUUCCAAGAGAGCGUUCUAACUGCUAAUAUAAGUUCAAAUUUAUCGCUAGUCCGCGAAUGGGAAGCGAGUGAGAAUGAGGUGUGUCGUCGGAGCGAGAGGACGAAUGAAAAAUAAGAGGGAGAAUGGGAAAGAAAGUGGGCGAGAAAGCGAAGACAAAGUAGGAGAAAGAGCGAGGCGUGCCUGAGAGAAUAAUGAAUAAGAAAACAGUAUGUGAAAGCGAGAGAGAGAGAGAGAGAGAGAGAGAGAGAGAGAGAGAGAGAGAGAGAGAGAGAGAGAGAGAGAGAGAGAGAGAAAGAGAGAGAGAGAAUCCGUAGAAGAGAACACUUUAAUGAAAAAACGGAAAAAGCAAGAAAAACGUCAUCUUUUGCCUAACUUUAGUCUUUCCCAAAAAGAAGAAAAAAAGAAGUUUAGUCUAACAUAUUAUAUAAUCGUAUAUCUAAGCUUACUACAAUACUUACAUACGUCUUACCUCGAGUAAACCCUUUGAUUAU
Messenger RNA from Vollenhovia emeryi, 5075 nucleotides. Its product is annotated as cationic amino acid transporter 2. The transcript is spliced from 14 exons. Gene Ontology annotation, biological process: transmembrane transport; amino acid transport. Bases 1173 to 3647 code for a protein of 824 amino acids. Gene Ontology annotation, molecular function: amino acid transmembrane transporter activity. The record is from RefSeq and is a predicted model, not a curated record. NCBI's taxonomy places the organism in Eukaryota, Metazoa, Arthropoda, Insecta, Hymenoptera, Formicidae. Gene Ontology annotation, cellular component: plasma membrane.